Molecule: messenger RNA, 1038 nt
Organism: Filobasidium floriforme
Lineage: Eukaryota; Fungi; Basidiomycota; Tremellomycetes; Filobasidiales; Filobasidiaceae
Exons: 3
Coding region: 1-1038 (345 amino acids)
Biological process (GO): glutathione biosynthetic process
Cellular component (GO): glutamate-cysteine ligase complex
Molecular function (GO): glutamate-cysteine ligase catalytic subunit binding; enzyme regulator activity
Source: RefSeq, a predicted model, not a curated record
AUGACAGGUUCUUCUCCGGCUCCAUCAUCCUUGUUGCUGUUUACUACCUCCCAGACGCCUCUCGAACCCCGAUACCCUCAUCCUGAAAAGCCUAAACUACUCAUUCCUUCGUUCAUACAUGCUUCGCUUCACUCGGCGCUCGACCGGGAGCCUCCAAGUUUCAAGGUCAACCCUGACGGAGUUCUGAUGAUUCCGGAUCCUAGCGACAGGAUUGAUGACGUCAACGGUGUCGUACCUCCGCCUGGACCGAUCACGCAAGAUUCACGAGGUGGUGAGGCGAGCUUCAAAGACGCCGAGAUCACGGUCAAGAUGUACCUCGUUACGCCGGCCUCGCACUCCAUCGAACAACAGAAGGCGCAGGUGGCUCGAGCAUUGAGAAACUUGGUGCACUACAAGGCCAGAGAUAAGCGAUGGAACGGGAGGGCUGCGCAGCACAUCGACACGUUUUUGCUCGGGUGGAAAGGCAUCGAAUACACGGGAGAUGAGCGCAUCGAGCCAGAGAAUGUCAAGGCACGAGCAGCCAGCUGUGGGAGUGCUAAGCUCGCCAGCAGGAUGGCAGCCGAGGCCGAGCGAGAAGCGGAUAGGAAGCAAAAGGCUAAAAGGGGUGAAAUCAGCGAGGAAGAGAAGAAAGACCUCGUUGAACUAUGGCAGGAGAUGUCGAGGUUGCCGUCAAUGAAUGGCGAUGGGACGAGAAAGGCCAGUCCACCUGCAGUCAACAGCUUGAGCACGCCGGAAUGUCAGAGCUUGCCACAAGAGCUGCUCGACUUUGCACGUGAUACGAAGAUCGACCUCUGGGCUGGCAGCACCGGCGAAGGUAGUGAUCCGCUACCGUCUGUGCACCUGCACAACACGCUCGCGGAGUUUUUGAACCACCUGCCAAAGGAGUUGAUACAGCAAAGUAGCACUUUGGGGACGACCGUGACCAUCGAUCAGGAUGUUGAGAACGGGACGCGCAAGCAGCUGGGAGUCGACGUUGAAUGGGUGUUGGGGUACACGGUCGUAUCCAAGACAAGAAAUGUCGUCGAGGAUAAAGGGUAA